GAGAUGUUUCUGCAAAUGGUCACCCCUGUACCUGUCGCUGAAUGGAGGGGUUUGAUGGGCUGUGAAGGUGGACUAAGCAGAUAUGUUCUGCCCGUGACCAUCAAGACCCAGCUUCAGCUGCUGCAACACCACAAAUUUGUUGAAAUGUGCUUACAGGCCUGGGAGGCAAUUUGACUGGAAAUUGACUAUAUCCUCAUCAAGCACAUGGACUUGCCAUGCAAAGGAAAAUGUGAACUAUGACCACCCUCUGCCCCAGCAUCACCAGAAAAUCCUGCUUCUGUGCCUGCCUAACAACAUGAGACAUGGCCCCUUUAUUUGGUUCCCUGGCGAUUCAGAACAGCACCAUGAGCCCCUCACCUGUCCAUAGCAAAGGGACAUCGCACUGUGUUUAUCCAGCUGCCAGACCGGCUUCCUUACGCACCCUCAUUUCCGACCUUGUGCAGCAUGGCUCAGUGCAGGGAGAAGCCAGACCCCAGGGACAGGGAGAGGAGAAUUUUGUCAUCUUCCAAGGGAGAGCGGACUGCUGGGACUAACUUUUUCCUCAGAUAACUAGUGUCCACUUCCCCUUCCUGGACCUAACCCCCAAACCCCUGUCCUGUGCAGCUCCUCUUUGUAUGUGGAUAGUAAGAGUUCAGCAGAAAGCUGUGCUGAUGUGGUCAGCACAAUUCAUACCUACGGGUGAAAACGGGUGACACGGCCCUUUAUAGAUUGGGGAAGGACCAGGCAGAAAAGGAUUCAGUGCAUUGUGGGACUGGAGGACUAUUGAGACUCAAGACCUGGUACACUCCCUUUAUCCCCGUCCAUGCUGCCAGUUGGCAUGGGAACGGGGCCUGGCCACAGCUGGAGUCAUGACCACCGCACCCCUCAGGUGGCCUAGCUCCCUCACUCUCUGUUUGCCUGCGCACACUUGCUUCUGGGGGGACAAUGGCGGGUGAUUCCUCAACCACACGCCUAGACACGGAAUACAGCCACUAGUGUAGAUCUCGCCUUAGUUUGUCUGAAGUACCGUGAGAUUUCCUUUGGCCCAUCUGCAUUGCCUUCCUCUUGGCAGGUGUGACAUACUUCAUUGCCUCCAUUGUGACAGCUGAGACCUGUUGCAUUGCUCACACCUAGACAUGUAUGGCCAACGGUGUUGUCUUCUUCCCAAACACGAUCACCAGGGACAUUCCUUAUCACACCAGGUACAGCUGCUCUCCUCCUCCCUUCACAGGGGUGACCCCGUGCUUUGCUUACCCUCCAUUGGGGCAUUGCUUAUUUACCAAUGGACACUGCACUGCUCUUCUCGUUAGGUAAAACAUACUCUUCUUUUUAAACUUAGAUUGCCAGGUGUGUGUCAUUUCCUGUGCAGAGUUAAGUUGCAUCAUUUUGUAUGAAGGGACAUCACAUCUGUGCACCUGGGUCUGACAUCUCCUGGAUGUGGUGGCAUGUAUCAGGGAUUUUCAUUCUUAAUCAUGGAUUUAAUUCUGCAGCUACCCAGGCCUUCCAUAUGCAGGCACCAUGUCAGUGUGAGGGGCCAACAGCAGAACUGCCACCCAAACCCUUCCUGAUCUGGGGGGGGCUCAGAUAAAAUAGGACUCGGGUGUGACCCAGGGCUGGGUUUGGGUUUAGUUUUGCAAAAGGGACUAGAACCUGAUGAGAUUUUCCAAAGCAAAGUUAAAACGGCCCCUCCAUUUUGCUCACUCUUUGUACUACAACCCCACUGCACCACUCUUUGGGAAUGACACCUGUAUUUUACAUAGUAUAAUUGUUAUUCUAGACCCUGAUCCACGCCCCCUCUGAGAGGAUACAACUGGAAUAGAAAUGACUCAGACCUUGCCGAGGGAGAUUCAGGGCCAUGGACAUUGCUGGUCUGAUACUUUCAAACGUUGAAAGGCCGGGUUAGUGUAGAGUUUGAUGGAGAGGAGAGAGGAAGUUUUAAAAAUUAAUUCAACGGCAAUAAUUUUAAAUUCACUGUGUGAUCUGAGAACGUUCAGGGAGACAGAAUGUGAGAAAACCCUAGGGAAGUUGGCAGGGGAUGCUGGCAGGAAACUGACAUGUGGAACAAUGAAUCAGCAGAUAAAAAUACCAUUGAGCAGAGGAGAGUUCGUAAGGGACAGUGCGGAAACGGGACCUGGAGAGAGAGUGCAACAAUGGCUCUGGGGUUAUCUCAGUCAAUGAGCUGCAAGAACUAAGAGCACCGGCUGUUUUAGCAGCAGAUCUGACACCUCCUCAAUUAGGGCCCCUGACAGCGCUGCCAGGGAAAGGUUCUCGAAGGAACAUGAGAGCCCGGCUGGAAAGGCUCUCUCUGCUUUGGCCACUUCUCCUGUCUCCGUGGCUGGGAGCUGCAGAAAAUACUGCUGCUGUCAUUGUGGUGAAUCAGACACCCCCUUCUAUCCGUGCAAUGGAAGGAUCAGAGUUCACCAUCGAGUGUACAUUCAACUCAAGCAAUAACUCUAUCAAGUGGUUUGGUGAUUGGAGUAAAACCAGAAACAAUGUAACAGCAAAGGUGAACAGUGUAAUAGAUCGAACCAUGUUAUCAGCAGAUACAGAAAAGAGGUCUCUUUCCCUCACUGUGAAGAAAGCCGAUGUCAUGGAUUCUGGAACCUACGUAUGUGGGGUUGGGAGCAAAUAUGGGACAUCUCCUGGGACUGGAACCCAAGUGACCAUCGAUGAAAUUACCGACCUGAUGGUGAAUCAAACCCCAACCAGUGUCAGUGGUUUAGAAGGCACAGAACUUACCAUGAAUUGUACAUUCAAGACAGUCAAUAACCACAGCACCAUGUAUGUGCGAUGGUAUAACUAUGGGACUGAGGGACUAAAGAAAGAGCUGGUGAAUGACAAUGAUGUGAUCACAACCCUGCAUUUGGACAAUGGGUUUGCCUCUCUCACUUUGAAGAAUACGAAUUCAUCUAAUACAGGAACCUACGUGUGUGAGGUUGGGAUCACAGCAAGGAACCUCUCUGGGAAUGGACCAGGAACCCAAGUGACCAUUGAGAAUUUUCCCGAGCUGAUGGUGAAUCAGACCCCAGCCAAUAUCCCUGUGUCAGAAGGGUCAGACCUCACCAUGGAGUGUAGAUUCACGGUAUGGAAUAAACACAAGACCUUGUAUGUGAAAUGGUAUAAACAUAGCGGAACUGGGGGAACGAAGAAGGAGCUGAUGAGCGAAAGAGUCGGGGACCCAGCAGCCCUGGCUUUGGAAAAGGGUUUUGCUUCGUUCACUCUGAAGAACGUGAAUGUAACCGAUACAGGAACCUACGUGUGUGAGGUGGGGAGCACAGCGAGGAACUGGUCUGCGUCAGGAGCCGGAACCCAAGUGACCUCCAGUUCUAGGAGAUGGGAUAUCUCCAUUAAUUAACCAAUCAUUUAAUUAACCAAUCAUUAACCAUCACUCCUGUUGACCUGCUGGUGAAUCAGAGCCCUGCCUGUGUCAAGGAAGAGGAAGGAAAAAAGCUGACCAUAGAAUGUAGAUUCAGGGCCCUGGAGAAACCCAGCACCAAGUACUCUGUUAAAUGGUAUAAAAAUGGGA
This is a messenger RNA of Chrysemys picta bellii (western painted turtle), 3505 nucleotides long. The record is from RefSeq and is a predicted model, not a curated record. Lineage: Eukaryota; Metazoa; Chordata; Testudines; Emydidae.